This is a messenger RNA of Emys orbicularis (European pond turtle), 1404 nucleotides long. RefSeq names its product gamma-aminobutyric acid type A receptor subunit gamma1 (gene GABRG1). The transcript has 9 exons. Gene Ontology annotation, biological process: signal transduction; chloride transmembrane transport; gamma-aminobutyric acid signaling pathway. Bases 1 to 1404 code for a protein of 467 amino acids. Gene Ontology annotation, cellular component: GABA-A receptor complex; postsynapse; plasma membrane. NCBI's taxonomy places the organism in Eukaryota, Metazoa, Chordata, Testudines, Emydidae. Gene Ontology annotation, molecular function: benzodiazepine receptor activity; GABA-A receptor activity; GABA-gated chloride ion channel activity. The record is from RefSeq and is a predicted model, not a curated record.
AUGGAUUCAUGGAGGCGUCCCUCCUUCCCGUGGCCUCUGUGCAGUCCCUGCAGCAGGGGGAGGCUUCUGCUCCUGUUAUUGACCGUGCGUUUGGGGAACUGUGCUGAUAAAGCAGAUGAUGAGGAUGAUGAAGAUCUAACAGUGAACAAAACAUGGGUACUUGCACCAAAGAUUCAUGGUGCAGAUGUCACUCACAUACUGGACUCCUUACUUCAAGGCUAUGACAGUAAACUUCGGCCAGAUAUUGGAGUGAGAACUACGGUAAUUGAAACAGAUGUCUAUGUUAACAGCAUUGGCCCAGUUGAUCCAAUCAAUAUGGAAUACACCAUAGAUAUAAUUUUUGCCCAGACUUGGUAUGAUAGUCGCCUAAAGUUUAACAGCUCAAUGAAAGUGCUUAUGCUUAAUAGCAAUAUGGUUGGAAAAAUUUGGAUUCCAGACACUUUCUUCCGGAACUCAAGAAAAUCUGAUGCUCAUUGGAUCACCACUCCAAAUCGUUUGCUUCGAAUCUGGAGUGAUGGACGAGUAUUAUAUACUCUGAGGUUGACAAUUAAUGCUGAAUGUUAUCUUCAGCUUCAUAACUUUCCUAUGGAUGAGCAUUCCUGUCCUCUGGAGUUUUCAAGCUAUGGAUAUCCCAGAAAUGAAAUUGAAUACAAAUGGAAGAAAACCUCUGUUGAAGUCGCAGAUCCCAAAUACUGGAGAUUAUACCAGUUUGCAUUUGUAGGGUUACGAAAUACAACUGAAAUUUCUCAUACUCUGUCUGGGGACUAUAUUAUCAUGACAAUCUUCUUUGAUCUGAGCAGACGCAUGGGAUACUUUACUAUUCAGACAUACAUUCCUUGUAUACUAACAGUUGUUCUUUCAUGGGUCUCAUUUUGGAUUAAUAAAGACGCUGUGCCUGCAAGGACAUCAUUAGGUAUUACUACAGUAUUGACUAUGACAACACUAAGUACAAUUGCUAGGAAAUCUCUCCCCAAGGUCUCAUAUGUGACAGCAAUGGACCUUUUUGUUUCAGUUUGCUUCAUUUUUGUGUUUGCUGCCUUGAUGGAAUAUGGCACCUUGCAUUACUUCACCAGCAACAAAAAAGGGAACAAAGAGAAAGAGAAGUCAUCAAAACACAAGCCAGCUAAAUCGACUGCAAUUGCUGUCCGUCCUAGAUCAACAUUAAUAGCAAUUAACAACAUUAAUCACCUCCAACAGCGUGAUGAGGAUUAUGGAUAUGAGUGCCUGGAAGGCAAAGACUGCACCAGCUUUUUUUGUUGUUUUGAAGACUGCCGCACAGGUUCUUGGAGAGAAGGAAGAAUACACAUCCGUGUUGCCAAAAUCGACUCCUAUUCUCGAAUCUUCUUUCCAACAGCCUUUGCCUUGUUCAAUCUUGUUUAUUGGAUUGGUUACCUUUACCUAUAA